Messenger RNA from Boleophthalmus pectinirostris (great blue-spotted mudskipper), 1691 nucleotides. RefSeq names its product BCL10 immune signaling adaptor (gene bcl10). Gene Ontology annotation, cellular component: CBM complex; cytosol. Lineage: Eukaryota; Metazoa; Chordata; Actinopteri; Gobiiformes; Gobiidae. Gene Ontology annotation, molecular function: protein kinase B binding; kinase activator activity; NF-kappaB binding. Gene Ontology annotation, biological process: positive regulation of extrinsic apoptotic signaling pathway; canonical NF-kappaB signal transduction; adaptive immune response. The record is from RefSeq and is a predicted model, not a curated record.
CAUUAGUAAUUAAUAGUUUACAAAGUUUUAUAGUCGCGAUUUCUUCCUCUGAACACCUGGAAAAAACUCUUUGGGGACAAAUGAUGGACGGUCCUCAUCUGACAGAAGAGGAAAUGACUGAGAUUAAAAAAGACGUCUUGCUCCGGAUGCGGCAUUACCUGUGUGAAACUAUCCGUGCGGAGCGUCACUUGGACUUCCUGAGGUCUAGGAGGAUUCUGUCCCGGGACGAUGCAGAGGAGAUAGGUUGCCGAACUACUCAGAGGAAAAGGACUGCGUUGUUACUAGACUUUCUCACAGACAACCCCCGCGGACUGGAUGCACUACUGGACUCCAUCAGGGAAAUGCGUCAAAACUUCAUCAUCACCAAAAUCACAGAUGAAAUGCAAAAAGCCAAAAAUGAAAAGAUUGAGUCUCUUAGAGCUUCAGCAUCCAGUUCAUCUGACGUAGCUUGUGGCACUACAUCCACCUCCGACCUCUCUUUCUCUAAUACCUCCACUAUGCUGUUCCACCCAGACAGCGAGAAGAGCCCCUCCUCUUCAGAAUUAGCAACAUCGCUCAACCUCAUGUCUGACCAGAAGGUGGCAGAGUUGAGCUCUGUGGCCUGCUCUAACCUGCCCUCCACCUCCUCUAGUCUCCCCAAACCUGGAGACCCUGGGGCCCCACCUCUGCCUGAUGAAAUCCUGGUGGACUCCCCCUCAAAUAUAGAUGCUGCCUCUCCUGGAUGUUCUAGCACUGGAGGAGACCCCAACUUCCACCCACUCCGGUCGCGCUCACUCACUCCCAGUUCAGCCAGGAGCCUCUUUUAAUAACCUCUAGAGAAAGAUAUUUAUGGGUUUCAGCUUUUUGAAAAAUGACUUUUUCCCAAUCAAAAUAUAUAAUAUUUUGUUUUAAAUUGUUAAUUGCUAUGGUGACCAAUGAACUGAACAGACAUUGAAAUGUUCAUGGGUUUCAGCAUUAUUCAGCAUUCAAAAGCUAAUAAUAUAAUAUUUUUUAUGAACUGGUACUUGCUAUGGCAAUGGUGCUGUUUUUUAUUACUCUAAACCCAUGUCUAAGAGACAUUUACCCAUGCCCCUUUUCAGGCUAAGAGAAAGAGAAAGAUAUACAUUAUCAAGAGACUUUGAAGUGAUGUUACCUUGACAACAAUAAUCAAAUCGGUGAUCUUAGAAGUGUUCUGAAAAUAUAUUUUUUCCCUUUUUUGUAACUGUUCAAUUUCGUAUAAUGUGACUGCUUCAUUUUCUGUAAUUUGUCAAAGCUGCUGGUAAUUUGACUACACUUUUAUCACCUCACAUACAAUAUACAUCAUAUAAUUUUCCUAGGUCAUUUACUCAGUUCAGACUAGGUGUGCUGCAAAGGUGCCUGUAUGUCUGAUACUGUUCGGUUCUGCUGCCUAUAAGUGAAUGUUCUGAAGUUACAUUAACUUAAAUAUUAACACUGGUUUAUAUCACUCUACCACAAGUACUCUUUUUUUUUCUACUACUACUGAUACAUAUUGUACUAUUUGUGUUCAAACUGUAUGUGCUGUUUGUGUUGUAAUAAUGAUCUAUAGUAAUGACUAGUCAUGUGUCUAUAUUUAUGUCAAAUUAAGCCUUGAUAGACAGUGCAAGUCAAACUGUAUGAAAUAUGAAAAGGUUUAUUGUGUCUAGAAGUAUGGAUUGUAAAUUUCAAUAUACUCUUUGUUUUGUUAACCUCUG